AGCAACAAGACGCCCUCUGCUGAAGAGCGAGACGCAAUCUCGGCUGUCGUCUCGCACGCCAAGGCCGUAUUCGCGACUGCCCAGGCGGAAGUCAGUAGACUUGAAGAACAGCUCACUAUGGCCAGAAUCCGACGCGACUGCGCGUCAAGGUUUUUGAAAGACCAUCUUGCACUGCUAUCUCCUAUUCGCAAGCUUCCCGACGAACUUCUGUCAGAAGUGUUCUUCCGCUGUCUGCCUGACGACGAAUACGUUCUACCGCGUGUAAAGUCGUCUCCGUUCCUUGUAUGCGCGGUCUGUCACAAAUGGCGAGAUAUAGCGCUGGCGACGCCCCGCCUCUGG
This is a messenger RNA of Gloeophyllum trabeum ATCC 11539, 339 nucleotides long. RefSeq lists its product as uncharacterized. The transcript has a single exon. Lineage: Eukaryota; Fungi; Basidiomycota; Agaricomycetes; Gloeophyllales; Gloeophyllaceae. The annotation marks the transcript as partial. The record is from RefSeq and is a predicted model, not a curated record.